Molecule: messenger RNA, 3622 nt
Organism: Xiphophorus couchianus (Monterrey platyfish)
Lineage: Eukaryota; Metazoa; Chordata; Actinopteri; Cyprinodontiformes; Poeciliidae
Exons: 2
Coding region: 55-3162 (1035 amino acids)
Biological process (GO): DNA integration
Molecular function (GO): nucleic acid binding
Source: RefSeq, a predicted model, not a curated record
CUUCCUAACAACAAGCAUUUAGCCACAGUUCGGCUGGAACAUCUGAAAAGAAAAAUGGAAAAAAAUCCCAAAUACAAGAAGGACUAUGGUCAGUUCAUGGUCAAUGUUUUCAAAGAUGGUGAUGCAGAGGAAGUCCACGCAACAUCAAAGGAUGGGAACACCUGGUACAUACCACACCAUGGAGUGUACCACCCGCGAAAGCCAGAAAAGAUUAGAAUUGUCUUCGAUUGUUCUGCCAAAUAUGAAGGCACUUCGUUGAAUGACCACCUUCUCACGGGGCCGGAUUUAACCAACGCCUUGACUGGAGUGCUGUGUCGGUUCCGACAGUAUCCAGUUGCGAUCAACUGUGACGUGGAGAAAAUGUUCCAUCGCUUUCAUGUUACUCCAGAAGAUCGGGAUUUCAUGAGGUUCCUGUGGUGGGAGAAUGGGAACACAGCGAGUGAGCCCAGGGAAUACCGCAUGAAGGUGCACAUAUUUGGAGCGGCGUCAUCGCCAGGUUGUGCGAAUUAUGGCAUGAAAUACCUCGCCACCAAAUAUGAGCAUGAGUACCCCAUGGCAGCAAGCUUCAUCCGUAGGAACUUUUAUGUGGAUGAUGGUCUUGUCAGUUUGGAUACCGUGGAAAAGGCCAAGCAACUUGUCCAUGAAGCAAGAGAAGUCUGUCAGAAGGGACAGCUGCGUCUGCACAAGUUUAUUUGCAAUAACGAAGUGGUCUUGGAAAGCAUUCCAGAGAGUGAGCGUACUCCACAAGUCAAGGACGUGGACUUAAACUACGCAGAGCUACCAGCUCAGAGAGUGCUGGGAGUUAAGUGGAACAUCGAAAAGGAUGUUUUCUCUUUCAAUGUGGUUCAACAAGAAAGAACAGCCACUCGAAGAGGCAUCUUAUCCACAGUCGCCAGCAUAUAUGAUCCGCUAGGAUUUCUGGCCCCCUACAUCUUGACUGGGAAAAGAAUCUUGCAAGAAAUGUGCAAGCGAGGUGUAGGUUGGGAUGAGCCUGUCCCGCCAGAGCUAAAUACGAAGUGGGAGACAUGGCUCAAUGACCUGAACAAUCUUCAAACCAUUCAAAUAGCAAGGUGCUUUGUUCCCAACAAUCUUGGCAUGAUCCAGAAGAUAGAGCUGCAUCACUUUUCUGAUGCAUGUAACGAUGGCUAUGGGCAGUGCUCAUAUAUCAGGAUCGUGGCUGAAGAACAAGUGCAUUGCACUUUAGUUAUGGCCAAGGCUAGGGUAGCACCCAUGAAGAUUGUCAGUAUCCCACGUCUAGAGCUCACCGCAGCCACUAUCUCGGCAGCCGUAAGUAAAGUUCUCAGAGGAGAGCUUGAUUUGAAAAUCGAUGCUGAGUACUUUUGGACGGAUUCACAAGUGGUACUGGGAUAUAUCAAGAAUGAGGCCCGGCGUUUUCACGUCUUUGUUGCGAAUCGGAUCCAGAAGAUCAUAGACUCUACUGACCCCAAUCGAUGGUUUUACGUUGAAACAAGUCAAAACCCAGCAGAUUAUGCAUCUAGAGGAUUCAAGGUGGCAGAUCUAAUGACAUCAGAUUGGCUAAAGGGACCUAAGUUCUUAUGGGAACAGGAAAUUGUGACUAAUCCAACAAUCUCAGAGCUUCUUAUAGGUGACCCAGAGGUCAAAGUCCUGAAAACUGAUGUUGUGCAGAAAGAUGACCUUCUGAUAAGGCUGGCAAGGUUUUCAGACUGGGUCACUUGCCUUAACGUCAUUGCUCGCAUUAGGAGGCUGGCUCAUGGAGACAUAUCUGGGCCUGUUACAGUAGAGGAGCGAAAGAAAGCAGCUCUCGUGCUGAUCAAGGCGGCGCAAAAGGAAGCAUUUGGAGAAGAGCUGAAGCUGCUAAGCCAAUCACAGAAACUCAGGAGAACUCACAAGAUGUAUGAACUCGAUCCGUUUCUUGAGUACGGAGUGCUCAGAGUUGGUGGCAGGUUGAGAAGGUCAUCAGCGUCGCUAGAGUUCAAACAUCCCAUAAUACUCCCGAAAGAAGGCAUCGUAACGCAUCUGAUACUUGAUCAUUGCCAUAAAAGAACACAACACCAAGGCCGAGGGCAAACACUGAACGAUCUCAGAGCCAACGGCUACUGGAUUAUGGGUGCUAGUAAAGUUGUGGCCAAGCACAUCAGGAGUUGCGUGACCUGUAGGAGGGUGCGGGGUCGACCUGAAGGACAGCGUAUGGCUGACUUGCCUGUUGAUCGCAUAGAACCAUCUCCUCCUUUCUCAUAUACAGGCAUCGACUGUUUUGGCCCUUUUUACACGAAGCAAGGUAGAAAAGAGUACAAGAGAUAUGGGCUGUUGUUAACAUGCCUAAGCUCUAGGGCUAUUCACAUUGAAAUGCUCGAGGACAUGACAACUGAUGCAUUUCUAAAUGCAUUAAGAUGUUUCAUUGCAAUAAGAGGAACAGUCAGACAAAUUAGAUCUGACCAAGGUACAAAUUUCGUAGGAGCAAAGAGUGAGUUGGGAAAAUGCUUGAUGGAACUUGACAAGGAAAGGAUUGCGACCUAUCUCGCAAGAAAGGAAUGUGACUUCCUUAUGAAUGUUCCCGAAGCCAGUCAUAUGGGAGGCAUAUGGGAGCGUCAGAUUCGGACGACAAGGAGCGUGCUGAGCUCUGUCCUAGCCCAGGCUACCGGAAGACUGGAUGACUCCUCAUUAAGAACGUUCUUCUACGAGGCCAUGGCCAUAGUCAACAGUCGCCCGCUGACAACAGACACCCUAACAAAUCCCAAGGGAGCUGAACCCUUGACACCCAAUCACUUGCUUACUAUGAAAUCUACAAUACCCCUUCCACCUCCAGGAAAAUUCGUUCAAGAAGAUCUGUAUGCAAGGAAACGGUGGCGCAAAGUACAGUAUCUCUCAGAACAGUUCUGGAACAGGUGGCGUCGAGAAUACUUAACUAGCAUCAGCCUUCGUCAGCAGUGGCAUACAACCAGACGAAACGUGCAGGUUGGGGAUGUAGUCAUCGUUAAUGAUGAAAACACUCCCAGAAAUGAGUGGCCACUAGCUAGAGUAGUUGAGGCACAGGAAGAUGAUGAUGGUCUCGUGCGAAAGGUGAAAAUACAAGUAGGCCAAAAUAAAUUAGGACCAAAGGGUGAACGCUUAACACAACCUUCAUUUCUUGAGCGUCCAGUGCAGAAAUUAGUUGUAUUGGUUGAAUAUUAUUCAAAAUAGCUCAGCAUUAACAUGAAAAUCAGUCACUUAUUGUAAGACCUAUUGAUGGACAUUUUGGGUAAAGGUUAAUUUGAAGUUAUUGAAAAUUACAUGUUUUACUUCUUUGAAUAUGGUGAAAGUAAACCUUUUGUAAUUUUGGUGGCAGUGUAACGAACGUAGUCACAUGGGCUUUUUUUUUGUACAUAUUUUGGGGGGUACCGUUUGAUUGGUGGCGUCAUCUGACCACCUCAGUAAUUAGGUCGUCACUUGGUCACGUGAUGCUUUUGAUAGAGAACUUUAAGUUUUGUUUUAUACUCAGUUGGUGUGCGCAAGCGGCAACAAGAAAGACAAAGAACUGAAAUAAGGAAGAAAUGGACUUCUAGCAACUCCUAACCUUCUGGUUGGAGGGGCAUACGUGUUCACGGUGGUCUUGGACGUUUAUGCGGCAAAAAUUCAUUUAAUAAAACGUUUGAAACCAUCA